Messenger RNA from Drosophila santomea, 350 nucleotides. RefSeq names its product dynein light chain roadblock-type 1. Gene Ontology annotation, molecular function: dynein intermediate chain binding. The transcript has 2 exons. Gene Ontology annotation, biological process: microtubule-based movement. The record is from RefSeq and is a predicted model, not a curated record. NCBI's taxonomy places the organism in Eukaryota, Metazoa, Arthropoda, Insecta, Diptera, Drosophilidae. Gene Ontology annotation, cellular component: centrosome; cytoplasm; cytoplasmic dynein complex. Bases 12 to 350 code for a protein of 112 amino acids.
AAAACGAGAAAAUGUUUUUGGAUACUCCACAAAAGCCACCACGAACCUUGCGAUAUGUGCAAAAAGCAUUCGAACAAGUUAAAUCGAAAAAAAAUGUACAAGAUGUAGUGAUCCUCAACGAUUCGGGACAUCCGGUGAUGAGUACGAUGGCCCGAAACGAUGCUGUGCAAUUUUCAGGACCUUUUCAGGCUAUUCGAGGAAGACUAGAACGUGGGAUGAGUAAUAUAGAUCCCACGGACGAACUGCUAAUAAUGAGAGUACGCACAAGAACUAAUGAGGUGCUCCUAGUGCCGGACUCCAAGAUAACAAUAAUCGUAGUGCAGAACGCGCGCGAUUACUUUGAAAAAUGA